UUUAUUUUCCUCAUCCAUCGAAAAGUCAAAGUUCGAGAAAGGAAAACAGUAAAAGUUGGUUAAACUGGACUGAAUAAGUAGUAUUCCAAAUAAAUAAACAUGAUUAAUACACACAUUGGAUUAAUCUGAUUAAUCACAUUGGGCUUAAUAUAAAUUGCUAAGGGCCAAAUAGUGACACAUCACAUAGAUAUCCAUUUAAUAUUCAUUUCUACACCUGUAACUAUUUAUCAAUCAAAUAAAUAAUUCUAUUUAGCCUAGUUGCUUAAAAAAUGUGGGUGCCAACUCAUGUACAAGUCACAGUUCAGAGAGCUGUUGGUUUACUUACAAAGGGAAAGAACAACACCAAUGAUUGCUUUGUAACUAUAGGCCUAGGAAAAAUUAAGUAUCAGACAUCUGUUAAAGAAAAAGCAGGCUCCAAUGUUGAAUGGCAUGAGGAAUGUGAAUUGCCAAUUCCAGAUCAAGGGAAUACGGCAGAGAUAAUCUUAACUGUCUUACAUCACAAUUUUCUUGGGGUAGAUGAAUUUCUAGGCAGGGUAACCAUUCCAUUAAAUCAAUUAGAUAUUUAUGAACGACCCAAAAAUAAACUAUUUACGUUACAAGCUAAAGCUGGUGGUAAACAAAAGGAUAGGGGACAAUUAGAAGUAAAAAUCGCGUUCAAUGUAAAAUCCGGUAGCUUAACAAACUUGAGUAAAAAAGAGAAGCACAGAAACUCAUUGUCCCAUGUAGCUCAAUCUGUGGGAGGUAGCUUACUAAGUCUAGGAAGUGCUGACAAGCGUAAAGGCUUAAAGAAAUUUGCGAAAUCGAUUGGAUCAAAGAUGCAUCUUAAAGGAAAGAAAAAGGAUGAAACUGACGAUGGAUCAUCAUUUGGCAGCGUCAGCAGCUUAAAUAUUAGAAGUCAAACUUUGAAUAGACAGUUUAGGAGUAAGCAGACCCUUGAUGAUGCUGAUCCUGGCGUUGUGAGUGACGAGGAUGAAUUUACUUUUGACGAUUUAUCUCACAAAAGCUCUGCAAGUUCAUUGAGCAUAACAGCCCCAACAAAUGUACCUAUAGUAACAGUCACAUCACCCACUGCUUCCAAACCAUUUUUACAAGAAAAUACUCUGACCAAUAUUCCUUCCACACAGACCACUGUAAAGAGUCAAACUCCUCCCAUAAAACCACCAAGGUCCGAACCAAAACUGCAACAAGACGAGUGGGAAAGUAAACUAUUUGGUAAUACCAGGCAAAAACCUGUAUUGAAGCCAGGUUCAAGUGAUUCUUUAAACAGGAGAUCUUGGGAUUCUUCAAAGUUAGCAUCACAAAUUGUCGAAGAGUCUGAAUCUUUUGAUAACUUGUCGAAAAACGAUGAUAAUAUCAGCAUUAAGAGCACUCCAGAAAUCACAAAAGAAAAAGACGGCAUGUUUUCAAAGCUGAAAAAUAAUUUUAGAAAAGAUAAAGAGAAAAGUGAGAAAUUGUACGAGAAAGGCGCAAGUAAUUCACAUGAACGCGUUAUUAUAGGAGGAGAAAGGGAAGUCAUGCCUGAGAAGCCUACUUGUAAUAUCUCCAGCGAGAUGUUGCAAAAGUUUGAAGGAAAAACUAGAGAGGAUUUGAUUAUGGCUUUGUCCGAAACUCAGAAUGAUUUGGAAAAACACAAAAAAAAAUUAAAAGAUCUGGAAGAUUAUUUAGACGACCUUCUCCUUAGGGUAAUGGAAACCACUCCAAGGAUAUUGCAGAAUCCAUACGUGACAUAUAAACUUUCGCAGAAGCAAUAUUAAAAUUGAUAAAAACGUAUUUAUUACUCAAGUGCCUCAUCACAAGUGAACAUAAAUGACUCGGCUAAAAGAAUUGCAUAAUUUAGUUACAAAAAAAUAAUAUUUUCUGUGAUUAAUCUUCACAUUUUUUCAAUUUUGUACAACUAUCCGGUUAAAAAGUUGAGAGUUGUUUCACGCUAUUAUGAUUAAUAUGGACAGAUCUUUUAUUAUAAACUGAAACUAUUUUUUUUAUUAGAUUGUCUUUCAUGACCAAUUUAAUCACAAUAAGAGAUUUUAAUAAUUUAAUUUACUGUGUUUAUUAACUAUAAGGGUUAUUUGCCCGAAUAUUAUUUAUUAUUUAGUAAUAGGACUAACAAAUUUUAAACCCGGUUGACGAAACCUGUUAACACUGGUAACGGUUUAUUGUUCUUAAUGUAUGUUAUUUAAAAUGAAAAUAUAUUUACAUUAUAUUUA
Molecule: messenger RNA, 2204 nt
Organism: Anthonomus grandis grandis
Lineage: Eukaryota; Metazoa; Arthropoda; Insecta; Coleoptera; Curculionidae
Gene: Rip11
Product: rab11 family-interacting protein 2
Exons: 9
Coding region: 270-1754 (494 amino acids)
Biological process (GO): regulated exocytosis
Cellular component (GO): intracellular membrane-bounded organelle
Molecular function (GO): small GTPase binding
Source: RefSeq, a predicted model, not a curated record